Hevea brasiliensis (rubber tree) is the source of this 1594-nucleotide messenger RNA. RefSeq names its product serine/threonine-protein kinase-like protein At5g23170. NCBI's taxonomy places the organism in Eukaryota, Viridiplantae, Streptophyta, Magnoliopsida, Malpighiales, Euphorbiaceae. The coding region runs from base 236 to 1336 and encodes 366 amino acids. Gene Ontology annotation, biological process: protein phosphorylation. The record is from RefSeq and is a predicted model, not a curated record. The transcript has a single exon. Gene Ontology annotation, cellular component: plasma membrane. Gene Ontology annotation, molecular function: protein kinase activity; ATP binding.
UGCUUUUCCUUUCUUCAAUAAUUCUCCGCCAAAGCUGCUUUAUUCUCUGCACACUUUGCUUUGUUUUUCUUUUCCAUUAUUUCCAAGCCCAAGAAAAUUAAUCCACUUUCCCUUCAUACAAACGCCCAUAACCAACCCAUCCAUUCCUCUCUUUCUUUCACAACCACACUACCCCACUAGGAUUCUCUCUUCCUAACCGAUAACAAGAAAAGAACAACCAGAAGAAAAGAUCGACAUGGCAGAGUUUGACUAUCAAGAUCUUGUAAAGGCCACUGAAGGAUUCUCUCCAUCAAGACUCAUAGGUAAAGGAAGCCAUGGAUCAGUCUACAAAGGAAUACUUCUCCAAGAAAAUAAAGUUCUUGCAAUCAAGAAAUCAUCUAUUGGUAUCGAUCAUGUCUCUAAUGACAACUCCAAGAAGCUCGAUAACGAAAUAUUUAUAUUAUCAUCUCUACGUGAUCAAAGUCCUUACAUCAUCAAUUUUCUUGGAACAAGUCAUGACUCAGCUGCAGCUGCUAGUGAGGAGAAGAUCAUCAGCAGAAAGCUUCUGGUCAUGGAGUUCAUGCCCAAUGGUUCUCUUCAUGAAAUGUUGCAUGUAGCCCAAACUCCGCCUUCUUGGCCUAAACGUGUAGAGAUCGCUCUCCAAAUCGCUAGGGCAGUCCAAUCCCUUCAUGAAAGCAAGCCUUUGGUUAUCCAUAGGGACAUCAAGUCGGCUAAUGUUUUGUUCGACUCAAAUUGGAAUGCUAAGUUAGCAGAUUACGGACUCGCCGUGUCACGAAUCGACUCAUCGACUCACCAUGAGAGUCAACCCGCUGGCACCAUAGGAUACAUAGAUCCUUGUUACACUACCCCUAGCAAACUAAGUACUAAAAAUGAUGUAUUUAGUUAUGGGGUAGUGUUAUUAGAAAUAAUAAGCGGCAGAAAAGCCAUAGAUGUUUCAAAGGCACCAGCUUCAAUCGUAGAAUGGGCAAUACCACUAAUUCAAAAGCGUGGAGUACCCGUUAAAGAAAUUUGCGAUCCAAGAAUUGGGUUGCCACCAUACAUAGAGGGCACGAUAAGGAACUUGCUGAAUGUGGCUGCACGUUGUGUGUCUUAUAAGGAAGAAAAUCGCCCAUCAAUUGGUGAAAUUGUUAGGGGAAUGGAUAGUUAUUGCUUUGUUGAAAGAGUAAACACAGUACGCAGCCCCAGCAGCUGGACAAGCCUUAUAAGGAGUUUGAUUCUGAUUAGAAGGCAAAGAAGAUUGGCCAAGAAAUGGCAGGGAAAAUGUGAAAAUUAUAGUGAUAUUUCAAAAGGGAAGCUUUUGUUAAGGGAGAUUUUGGCUGAUAUCACACUGAAAUGAGUUAGAGAUCAUAAAGAACCGAGUCACUGAACUCGGCUGGGUCAUAUGAUGAAUGAGGAGAUGAAGCUGAAGAGCAUUCAGUCCAAACAGAAGACUCCCAAAUGUUGGUGGCUGAGGAAUAUAACAAAGAUUGGUUUGACGGCCCGUCAUUCUAUUAUGAUGUUACAGCUCUGCUUUAAUUUGUGCUGUCUUUUGCUUUGUGAUCAUAUUAUCCGUAUAGGAUAUUCUAUAUAUAAUUAAAAUAAUUUUUUUUAUUAA